Molecule: messenger RNA, 900 nt
Organism: Gordionus sp. m RMFG-2023
Lineage: Eukaryota; Metazoa; Nematomorpha; Gordioida; Chordodea; Parachordodidae
Product: delta-like protein 4
Exons: 2
Coding region: 1-636 (211 amino acids)
Molecular function (GO): calcium ion binding; Notch binding
Source: RefSeq, a predicted model, not a curated record
AUGGUUGAGAAAAGGAGAUUCCUUGGCCAAUGUUCAGAUUUAACAGACGGAGGAUAUAAAUGUACCUGCUCAACAAAUUUCACGGGUCUACAAUGCCAAACUAAGCAAACCAAAUGCCAAAUCAACACUUGCAAAAAUGAUAGUAGAUGCAUUAUAACAGAGAUAACAUUACACAGCCAAACCACAACAACUCAACAACAUUCUCAAAAGUGUCUAUGCCAAAAGGGCUUCACUGGCUUGGACUGCUCCGAAAAGGAAGUUAUAUCGUUAAUCAACCAACAAUCCAAAUCUUUACCAAUUUCCUCUCCAAACUCUAAAAACCUGUUGUCGUCUCCAGACUCUUCAAAAUUAUUUCAAAGUCAUUGCGACAUAAACCCUUGUUUGAACGGUGCCACAUGUUACGAACGUAAAGGAGGUGCUUCUCCUUCUUCGUCUUUUGUGUGCCGAUGCGUUCCGGGGUUCACUGGAAGCUUGUGCCAAAUAGACAUCCCGGACUGUAGAGCCCGACCUUGUUCUAAUGGGGGAACGUGUACUGACUUGAUCAACGAUUACUCUUGCAAUUGUCCACCAGGGUUUGAAGGAAAAGAUUGUUCCGUUACAGUUCUCAUCGAGAGGAAAAUGAAGCAUUGGCUGUAGACAAGAUCUCGAGGCAGAUAAGAUGUUGAACGGGGACUUGGAUAAAUUCGAUCAAACCGCCACCAUGACUAAUAAAGAAGAAUUUAUCAAGAAGGAAGAAAAAGAAGAGUCGCCAAUUAAUUCUGCACUCCUAGGUCAACCGCCAGCAGUAUCUGCCACAAAGGAGACUGGUAACAUGCCUUCUUUCCUUUCUAAAACUGAAAUGAUCAUGAUCGCGUGUCUCAGCAUUUCCUUCGUGACCGUCACCCUGGCCAUCAUAGGAAU